AUGCUAUUUAUGAAGAUGGACCUGUUGAACUACCAGUACUUGGACAAGAUGAACAACAAUAUCGGCAUUCUGUGCUAUGAAGGUGAAGCAGCUCUAAGAGGGGAGCCCAGAAUGCAGUCUCUUCCUGUGUCCUCUGCUCUCACCAACCACCGAACAGGCCCUCCUCCCAUCAGUCCCAACAAGAGGAAGCUCAGCAUGGACCAAGGGGAUGAGGAGCUGGACUGUGAAAACGACCAUGUUUCUAAAAUGAGUCGAAUGUUCAAUCCGCAUCUAAACAAGACCGCCAAUGGAGAUUACCGGAAGGAGCACCGGGAGAGGAGCCGCAGCCCAAUCGAGAGGGCUGCUGCCCCAACAAUGAGCCUCCACGGCAAUCAUGUCUACACCUCAAUCCCAAGCCUGACCAUGGAUCAACCUCUAGCACUGACCAAAAACAGCACGGAUGCAACCCGCACAGUUGGCAUCACCCCUACACUGACUUCUGUGGAACGGCAGCAGAACCGUCCAUCUGUCAUCACCUGUGCUUCUGCCAGCACCCGGAACUGUAACCUCUCCCACUGCCCCAUCGCCCACAGCGGCUGUGGCUCUGCUGUGCCUGCCUACAGAAGACCUUCCAGCACUACCACUGCCUGUGACCCGGUGGUAGAAGAGCACUUCCGCCGAAGCCUCGGCAAGAACUACAAGGAGCCUGAGCCAGUGGCAAACUCUGUGUCCAUCACGGGGUCGGUGGAUGACCACUUCGCCAAAGCACUUGGGGAUACCUGGCUUCAGAUCAAAGCUGCGAAGGACGGCGUUUCCAGCAGUCCCGAGUCUGCCUCACGGCGGGGCCAGUCUUCCCCUUCCUCUCAUAUGGUCAAUCAUAAUCACUCACCCUCCGUGGUCUCCUGA
Molecule: messenger RNA, 885 nt
Organism: Indicator indicator
Lineage: Eukaryota; Metazoa; Chordata; Aves; Piciformes; Indicatoridae
Gene: VGLL4
Product: vestigial like family member 4
Exons: 5
Coding region: 1-885 (294 amino acids)
Biological process (GO): negative regulation of DNA-templated transcription
Molecular function (GO): transcription coactivator binding
Source: RefSeq, a predicted model, not a curated record